AGAUAUGAUAAGUCAUUGAGUCCUGGGCGGGAGAGAAAGGGUGUGUGCCCACAAAAAGAAACCAACAACAAGCUUGGAAGUAGUUUUCUAUUAAUCAAGCACAAUAACUGUUGUGCUAAAAUUGAAGCAGAAGGUGACUGUUAGACUGUAGUGUUUCAGCAGAGAGUCCCAUUAAGCUUUCUGCACUGUUUGAGGUGGUUUCACCAUGGGACGAAUUAUGGUGCUGCUGUCUCUGUGUCACUUGGUGGCUCUUGUGUGGGGAAACUCAACUUCAAUGAAAUUGGUUUCAACAUCUAUCACUACCACAAAAUCCACAGGACUACCCACUCCACGAUCUCUUAGUGAUGUUGACAGCAUCUCUGUAAUAAAUCGCACUGAGACAACGUUAACAUUGCAAUGGAAUAAAGUAAACAACAACAGCAAUUACAAUUACACACUGAGUUACAAUAGUCAGAACAUCAGCAUCAGUGGCUCAGAAGAAGGUUCUGCAGUGACAUACACAGCCCGAGAUCUUACUGCUGGAACUGAGUACAACUUCAUUCUCUACACUGUAUCUGAAGGAAUUCAGAGCACUGGAUUCAACUGUCAUGCUGUCACUACUCCCUAUGGUGUUGCCAACAUUACUAUAAAGAAUCGUAAUGAGACUGCAUUAAUAUUGGGAUGGGAUAAAGUAAACAACAACAGCAAUUACAAUUACACACUGAGCUACAAUAGUCAGAACACCAGCAUCAGUGGCUCAGAAGAAGGUUCUGCAGUGACAUACACAGUCCAAGAUCUUACUGCUGGGACUGAAUACAUCUUCAUUCUCUACACUGUAUUUAAAGGAGUUCAGAGUGUGGGGCACAGUUUAACCACUGUCACUACUCCCUAUGGUGUUGCCAACAUUACUAUAAAGAAUCGUAAUGAGACUGCAUUAAUAUUGGGAUGGGAUAAAGUAAACAACAACAGCAAUUACAAUUACACACUGAGCUACAAUAGUCAGAACACCAGCAUCAGUGGCUCAGAAGAAGGUUCUGCAGUGACAUACACAGUCCAAGAUCUUACUGCUGGGACUGAGUACAUCUUCAUUCUCUACACUGUAUUUAAAGGAGUUCAGAGUGUGGGGCACAGUUUAACCACUGUCACUACUCCCUAUGGUGUUGCCAACAUUACUAUAAAGAAUCGUAAUGAGACUGCAUUAAUAUUGGGAUGGGAUAAAGUAAACAACAACAGCAAUUACAAUUACACACUGAGCUACAAUAGUCAGAACACCAGCAUCAGUGGCUCAGAAGAAGGUUCUGCAGUGACAUACACAGUCCAAGAUCUUACUGCUGGGACUGAAUACAUCUUCAUUCUCUACACUGUAUUUAAAGGAGUUCAGAGUGUGGGGCACAGUUUAACCACUGUCACUACUCCCUAUGGCGUUGCCAACAUUACUAUAAAGAAUCGCAAUGAGACUACAUUAAGAUUGGAAUGGGAUAAAGUAAAUAACAACAGCAAUUACAAUUACACACUGAGCUACAAUAGUCAGAACACCAGCAUCAGUGGCUCAGAAGAAGGUUCUGCUGUGACAUACACAGUCCAAGAUCUUACUGCUGGGACUGAAUACAUCUUCAUUCUCUACACUGUAUUUAAAGGAGUUCAGAGUGUGGGGCACAGUUUAACCACUGUCACUACUCCCUAUGGCGUUGCCAACAUUACUAUAAAGAAUCGCAAUGAAUCUGCAUUAAUAUUGGAAUGGAAUAAAGUAAAUAACAACAGCAAUUACAAUUACACACUGAGCUACAAUAGUCAGAACACCAGCAUCAGCGGAUCAGAAGAAGGUUCUGCAGUGACAUACACAGUCCAAGAUCUUACUGCUGGGACUGAAUACAUCUUCAUUCUCUACACAGUUUUUAAAGGAGUUCAGAGUGUGGGGCACAGUUUAACCACUGUCACUACUCCCUAUGGCGUUGGCAACAUUACUAUAAAGAAUGGCACUGAGACUACAUUAAUAUUGGAAUGGGAUAAAGUAAAUAACAAUAGCAAUUACAAUUACACACUGAGCUACAAUAGUCAGAACACCAGCAUCAGUGGCUCAGAAGAAGGUUCUGCAGUGACGUACACAGUCCAAGAUCUUACUGCUGGGACUGAAUACAUCUUCAUUCUCUACACUGUAUUUAAAGGAGUUCAGAGUGUGGGGCACAGUUUAACUACUGUCACUAUUCCAAAUAGUGUUACUGGGUUACACUGUCGAUAUUCAUCCGGAGGCUAUGGACUAACUCUUGUUUGGGAUCGUCCAAAUGGAGGUAGGACGGCUGUACAGGUCAACAUGAGCAGCAAAACUUUUAGUCACACAGGGGAAAGACUGUAUAUCGAUGGACUGCUGCCUGCCCAGUGGUACACCCUUACUGUGUCUGCACUCUCUGGGCCUAUGCAGAGUGUCCCAGUUUCAAUUACCUGUCAGACUGACCCAAGAGGAGUCAUAGCAGGUGUUCUAACAUCCCUUCUGCUGGCCAUUCUCAUCCUCUGUAUUGGUAUCUUUAUAUGGCAUCACAAGACAGAGCUAUCCAGCAAGUUUAAAUCCUCUGAGACCAAACUAUCCAGUAAUAAGUACAAAUCAAUUCCCCUGAAGAUGUUUCCAAUGCACUUUAGCUCCAUGAGUUGUGAUCAGAACCGUGGUUUCUGUGAGGAAUAUGAGGAUUUAAGUACAGUGGGUACAGAUCAGAGUUGUACAGUUGCUACACUUCCUGAAAACAAGAGCAAGAACCGAUAUACCAAUGUACUAGCCUAUGAUUCAUCUCGUGUGACGCUUGCUGCACAGACUGGCUCUGAUUCGGACUACAUCAAUGCUAAUUACAUUCAUGGUUAUGGCAAGAAGAACAAGCAGUACAUUGCUGCUCAGGGUCCUCUCCCCUCCACUGUCAAUGACUUCUGGAGAAUGGUGUGGGAGCAGAAGUCCUCAGCCAUUGUCAUGCUGACCAACUGUACUGAGGGAGGAAGGAUUAAAUGUGAGCAUUAUUGGCCAAUGGACAACAUGCCCUGCCUCUAUGGAAACUUGCGGGUCUCUGUCCAGUCAGAUCAGAAAGAGAGUAACUGGACUCGACGAGAAUUUGUUGUCAAAAAUGACUCUGCCUCCGAGGAGCAUGCAGUAACACACUUCCAUUUCACAGCAUGGCCUGAUCAUGGAGUUCCUCUAGGAACAGACGAGCUGAUUCAAUUUCGUUGGAUUGUUCGUCAGCACAUUGAGACCUUCCCAUUUAGUGGACCUACAGUGGUACACUGCAGUGCUGGAGUGGGUAGGACAGGUACUCUAAUCGCCCUUGAUUUGUUACUACAACAAGUGGACAAAGAGGAAGUGGUCAGCAUUGCUGAUUGUGUACGUCGCAUGAGGCUUAACCGGCCUCUCAUGGUACAGACUCAGUCUCAGUAUGUGUUCCUGCACCAGUGCAUCAUGAAUUAUCUGCAGCCCAAAGAUGACUCCAUUCCUGAGCCUAUAUAUGAAAAUUCUGAUAUGAUCUACGCUAAUGCACUGGUCCUAAGAGAGUAUAAGGCAGCCAACCCAAGAGUCUGAACACACACAUGCCCCC
Messenger RNA from Ictalurus punctatus (channel catfish), 3548 nucleotides. RefSeq names its product receptor-type tyrosine-protein phosphatase H. Gene Ontology annotation, biological process: protein dephosphorylation. The transcript has 20 exons. Gene Ontology annotation, molecular function: protein binding; protein tyrosine phosphatase activity. Lineage: Eukaryota; Metazoa; Chordata; Actinopteri; Siluriformes; Ictaluridae. Bases 206 to 3532 code for a protein of 1108 amino acids. The record is from RefSeq and is a predicted model, not a curated record.